GCUCCUCCGCUCAUUUCUCCCUCCCGCCAUCCUCGGGCGGACGCAGAGCGGUCUCCUCCGCCAGCAUUCGAGCUCGGUUCUCCCUCGCCGUGGCCCCCCCUUUCCCUUCCAGGGGUCCCCCCAGUCCCAGGCUGCAGAGUGUCGGGGGUCAGGCUCUGAGCACCCCCCCCCCCUUCCCCGGGGCAGUAACCAUGAGCCUGGAGAGCGAGAGCCAGGAAGAAGUGAGCAGUUCUAGCUGUUUCUCCUCCCUUUCUAGCGGUUACGAAACUCUCUCUUCACAAGAAAGAGAAAGUAUAUCAGAGAGUCUUGAUUCUUCUGAGGAUGCUUCUCCAGAGCUCCAACCAGGAGAAGAUAGUUCCGAGAGCAGUACUGAAACAGAGUCUGAGAGUGAAGAGUCAAGGCUGGAAAUAGGAAAGUCAAGUGAGGAGCACACUGAGUCUUCCACUGAGGAGUCUCCCACUGAGGAGUCUUCCACUGAGGAGUCUUUGUUCUGCCAAGUGGAAGACUUUACCAAAGAAGACUUUCAGCCUCCUUUCCAAGAAGAGUUUGGCAUUCCUCCCGUGCAUUGUGAACACUGCAUUGCUGAAAAUAAGCAGAAUGAGCAGGUGAUGCCCAGGCUGCUGUCCAGGGGACAAUUUUUGUUGAAGGUGGACUGUGAAGGAACGUACCAGUGUGUCCGGACAGGCCUGGUCUUUGAAGUCAACAAGAAGACUGACAUCAAGUAUUCCAUCUUGUCCUGGAGCAAAUAUGCUGACUUGGUGGUCAAGCCCUGGAUUGUUGGAGGGCCCUUAUUUGAUGUGAAAUGUGACCCAGCCAUUCUCGUCUCCAUCCAGUUUCCACACUCCCUUUGCCUGGGCUACCAUGAAUCCUCAAUGACCUUCAAAGUGUUCCACAUCACAAAGUCUGGUCCUGCCCUCGAAUCCACCAUAGAUCACUCUACCACCCAUGUCAAGUGGCAUGUGAGCUCCCUUUCUCCAGUGGGGCCAGUCAUUCAAACCCAGGAAACUGUGCAACAUCAUGGGGCGGUGAUUUUAUACAAAGUUAUUGAUGACCAUCCAUCCUUGUCCUUUCGCGUUUACGUUGCCACCAAUAACGACUCCUUCAUCAAGGAUAUCGCCAAAGCUGUCAAACACUCUUCCAAGAAGUUCAUGAAGAUCGACAAGCCUCCAGGUUGCCUGAAACUGCUAGAGAAUGGGAAACGGUACCGCCUGGUCAGUGAGCCAGAAGUCGAGAUCAACCCAGAGGAAAUUGAAUUUGUUGAUGGUUCCCUUCUAAAGUUGAAAAGUUACAUCGAAGUCUUUUUGGAGCAACCUUUGGAGUUUAAGUUGUCUUUAGUUGAACUGGAUUCGGAGGAAAUUGUAUGGAAAGCCAAACUCCGAGAAUGUGACUGGGUCCAACAUGAUCAGAACCAGAAUAUUCAGAAAAACAGCAGCAACAUUACCAGAAGAAGGAAAAGAAAUGACAGUUUAUCUGAAGAGGACUUGUACAGGAAAAGAAAAAAGCAGACUGAUACUUCAGAUGCCCCCAAGAAGGACGCGCUAUUAGAUAAGCAAUUGAUGAAUCUUGCUAAGAAAUUCGGGAAGGAGUGGAUUCAAGUUGCCAUUGCCAACUUGGGAUUAGAAAUUGCUGACAUCGAUGCCAUUCAGGAAAAGUAUGAAGACAUCACGGUUUGCAAGUUCAGGAUGCUGAAGAAAUGGCAAGAGAAAGAACGGGAUAACGCCACUGCCAGGAAUCUCUACAACUGCCUAGAAAGCGAUGCUUCUUUGGAGAUCCUUGGUAUCUUGAAAGGUUUCUUGGAGUAGAUAUGAGGUCUCAGAAGAGGAGCUACAAAAACAGGAACCUCAGGAAGCUUUCUGAAGAGUUUAGACCAUUCAAAGUGGCCAUUAUUUGAUGCAUUUGUUAUUAAUGCCAGUAAGAAAGCUAGCCCAAAUUAACACAAAUGCACCUUCCUUCUGUUAUUUAAUACAGAACCUGACAUGCACUUUGGCACACACUCACACACACUCUCACACACACACACACACACACACACACAUGCAUGCAUACACAUGCACACUGUCUCCUAUUUGUCCUGGGAUUCCUUCUACCCUGGAUAGUGUGUAUUUUUUAAAUGGGAUUUCAUUUUCACCUGUACCAUGGCUAAGCCUUGAGAUUGAUUGGAUGGCAAACAGCCCACUUGCUUUAAAUUGUUGAAUCGUGUUCAUCCUCACUCAGGGUGAAUGGAAAGGAAUGGAAUUCCCUUUUACCUUCAUGACCAUGUACAGAUUAAAAAAUGAUUUUCUUCUGUCAAAGACUUUCAGGCUGUUUAUUUCCAAAGGGUGUGUACAAGUCAACCACUACAGUCACUUAACUUUCAAGCUGAAAUUCCUGCCUUGCCAGGAGCAAGACACUGACACCUGAGUGAAUCCAAGGAAAAAUUGUCAUCUCUUCUUGUGGAAGACAUUCCCCAAGGAAUUAAAGGCCACAUUGGCCCUCUUUACUUAUUGAUCUGUUCUUUUGUGUGAUACUAUUGCAAAGCCCAUUGGCCCUCUGAAUCUGGUUAUUUGAGGGGUCUAGAGUAUUGCCAAUUGUAUUAUCUACAAUCAUGUGUGAGAAACAGGAAUGACUAAGAGAUCUUUGGUCUGUAUAGAACUGGAAAAGAGGAGGCCAAUGUCAACAGGACCUCAACAGAAGUGAAAUACGACUUUCACCUACACUGUUUCAUACACUGUAUUAAAGAUAACACUCUUGGCUGUUCAAAAAAACAAUUCUUGCCUAUGGAUCUGGAUUAUUUUUAAUAUUCAGGAAUCCAUUUGGAAUCUGUUUCUUUUUGAUAUGUGAUGUAGCUAGAAAACAAGGAUGGGGGGCAGGAAGGGGAUGGUAGGCUUUUUAUACUAUGUGAAUGGGCUAAGUUUAAUUUUUAUUUUGAGAGUUUUUUAAAUAAACUAAAUAAGAAAUGUUCAUUUGAAGAAUGAAAUAAUGUAAUAAUUUCCUCUGGUUUUGUCUGCAAUUUGUUCACAGAUGGGAGAGGAGAAAAAUAAAUCUGCUUAUGUAUAGAAGUGUGUGUCUCCUUAUUCCCAUAUAUAUUUAUGCUGAUUGUAUACAUUGGUAUUGUAAGGAAUUAAUUGUGAUUUGGAGUUUUUAUAACCCCAUCUUUGCUUCAUCUUGGUCAGACUGAAAAGAUACAAGCUUUAAAAGGCUACGAGAAGAUGGGUGUGUACUUUAAGAGGUUAUAGAACAAACAACACAAAAAACAUUUAUUGAGUCAAAGUAUCAAACUAAGUACUUAAGCCUCAUCUAGAAGUUCCCCCAUGACCAUAUGGAUGUGGCCAAAUUAUAAUGGGGGGGGGGGAAGGGAGAGAAAGAGAGAGAGAGACAGAGACAGAGACAGAGACAGAGACAGGUGGUGGUGAGUUUGUGUUGUUGAAGCAAAGCUGGCUCAUUAAGCCAGCUGAGCUGGAAACAAGUUUAGAGUUUGAGUUAGUUUUUGCCAGACCCAAGCUGUUCUGAGUGGUUGAGGAAAUAGAGCUUAUUUGAGGUACCUGGGGGCCUUUUUACCCUAGAGAUUUAGGUUCUAACUAUCUGGGAAGAGGGUAAUAUUUUUCUCUUUCUCUAUCCCCUUUCUCAUUGUACCUGGCUUUAUUAACUCCACUUGUGUUGUAUUAU
Molecule: messenger RNA, 3645 nt
Organism: Dromiciops gliroides (monito del monte)
Lineage: Eukaryota; Metazoa; Chordata; Mammalia; Microbiotheria; Microbiotheriidae
Product: NACHT, LRR and PYD domains-containing protein 1a-like
Exons: 17
Coding region: 192-1802 (536 amino acids)
Biological process (GO): regulation of DNA-templated transcription elongation; mRNA export from nucleus; signal transduction
Cellular component (GO): THO complex part of transcription export complex
Molecular function (GO): protein binding
Source: RefSeq, a predicted model, not a curated record